GGCAUGGUGACGCAUCGGCCGCUCUGCUGGUCCCUGACUCUGAGCGACUCUGAGUGAGCCACUGCUGGCAAUGCUUAGAAAGUUCUGCAUCAUAGAUCAUGGCUUCUCCUUGCGCGAAAAGCGUGUGCAGGUUGGGAUAGGUAGUCUGGAGCUUUUGUAAAAUAUGUUUGGCGGUGCCACAUAGCCCCUGAUCUUAGCAGAGUGACAAAACCGGAGCUUGUAAUAGUAGCGUUACGUGACACUUGCCGCCACUAAGUUAAGAAGGGCAUUAAGUUGAUUGCGGAGAGUUGUCACUGUUGUCUGUACGUUUUGAAAGGCAGUCUGGCGGUGUUCAGAACCGUGGAGCUGUCCAGCGCCAAUGAAGGAUGUAGCUGGUGAACCAGCUGAAUCAGGUCCAGGCCUUGAGGCACAAGGUUUCUAGAAGAUGGGGAAACCAGCGCAGAAUGGUUGGCGGCUCAGCCUCCAGCCUCUCCAGCUAUCACCUGGAUGCUUACUGUGCCAAGCAAUCAAGCAAUUCAAACUCCCGAUUGUAGCAUGGGCAACCAUAGGGUUCAUGGCCACCUUUUUCGCCGCUGGGGUCCUCCGUCAGAAGGCCAGCAGCUUGCAGAUGGAGUCCUUUGGUUUGGAGUGCAAUCUGCGUGCUCAGGCUGUGGCAGCUGCCUUUGCGGCAGACCUCCAGGCUUCCCACGCAUUGGCCAGGCUAAUGAGCGGCAUGCCAACAGUCAAUGCCACUAUGUUCCAGCUAGUUACAGCCUCGAUAUACGGAGCCAGUCCGGCGCUCCUUACACUAUAUUCGACAGUCGUGUUGAAGACAGAUCGAAGUAGGAUUGAAACGGAGCUGGGAAGUGGUUUCUGGACUUGGGACACAGCAGGAACUAGACCUGGGGUUAUUCCUGUGCCUCAAGAAGAGCAGUAUGCUCCUGUUGUUCUGUACGCAAACGUGCCUGGGACAUUCUUUGGCUGGGAUGGCUUUCAUAUAUCCAACUGGACGGGCUUCAACAUGCCAAUGAACAGCGUGAAGAGAGCUUGCGAGAGCACAAACCCUGUUGCAGGACAUCCGAGGAAACUCGGAGACACAGUAGUGUUGCCUAUCUUUUCGCCGGUCUACCCAAGCUCCAGCUCCGCAGCGUUGCCAGAGUGCGUCGGAGUUGUGGCGACUAUCUUGAACCUGACAGCGCUGUUUACAGCGGCUUUGGAGCCGUACAAAGGGAGCGAAGGGAUCGUGGUGUCUGGACAGGACGUUACCUUAGAUACUGGCAUUCCAGUUGAUUCGGCCCCGUUUCUGGUGUGGGGAGCUCCUGCGAGUGGGGGCCAGAUGUAUGCACAGAGCGGUUUUGGGAGCGGUUCCUACUCCAAGGAAGAGGUGGUCCCCUUCGAUUUGGGCGGUCGUCGUUACGAGGUUCGCUGUCGUGAUCGUUCGGCAAGUCUGCUAGCGUACUCGCAAGACGGCGGCUUUGCCGCGGUGAUUGCUGCGGGCGUGUUGCUGACGAUGGGGGCUAUGGCCAUGGGGCUCCGCAGGCUGGAGGCGAUGCAGAAGAAUGUGGAACAGGUGAAAGAGCUCAACGAGGAGCUGCGGAAUGCCAAAGCGCAGGCGGAGAGCGCGCGUGCGGAGGCGGAAGCUGCCGACAUGGCCAAGUCCAACUUCCUGGCGACCAUGAGUCACGAGAUUCGGACGCCCCUGAGCGGCGUACUCGGCAUGAUCGCCUUGCUCAAUGAGACACAGCUGGACCCGGUCCAGCAGGACUAUGUGCAGUCCGCGCAGGCGUCCGGCCAGGGGCUCUCUGGUAUCAUCAACGACGUCCUUGACUUUUGCAAGAUCGAAGCUGGGCACAUGGACAUCGAGAACAUCCCGUACAACGUCCGAAAGGAGAUGGAGGUGGUGGCGGCCCUUUUUGCGGACAAGGCCCGGCAGAAGCGGCUGGACUUCGUCUUCCUCAUCCAGGACGAGGUGCCGGAGAUGCUGGUGGGCGAUCCAAACCGCGUACGUCAGGCGCUGGUGAACCUUGUCGGGAACGCAAUCAAGUUUACGGCCAAAGGGAGCAUCUUCGUGUGGGUCCGCAUCGACGAGCCCCCCCCCGCCGCCGCCAAAACCCCCAGCCCCGAAACCCCCGGCUUCGGCGGCCCAACCGACGUGUCUUGGUUCAAUCUAGACGCACUCCUAGAAUCGCACCCGGGAAUUCUGAGCUUCGACCCCCGGUUGAAUAAUAACACGCUGGAGGCGGUCGAGCUAGCCCGGGAAAGGGCCCAGGCGGCCGCGGCCAAGGUCCGGGAGAGUGGGACGGUGAAUCUGGUGUUCACGGUGGAAGACACCGGCAUGGGCAUUCCGCGGUCCGUCCAGCACCGGUUGUUCCAGCCGUUCGUGCAGGCGGACUCGAGCCACACCCGCAAGUGGGGCGGAAGCGGAAUCGGGUUAUGCAUAACCGCCAAGCUGGUUAAGGCCAUGGGGGGCCUGAUGACGGUCGCGAGCGUGGAGGAUCGGGGGAGCCGGUUCUCUUUCUCUGUACAUAAUGAGGUUCACAACAAGGUUGUCCUUGACCCGCCUCCGUUUGCGCCCGCUGCAUUGGGGAUUGCGUCGAGGAUACGCGCAGUGAUAGUUGACACCAACGGAAUCCGUGGCUCGGCAAUCGGUUGCAUGCUGACUCGUUUGGGAGCAGAGUCCUUUGUAGUCGAAACCGUUUCCGAGGCUGUCAGCCGCAUCCUCCCAAAUCCAGGCAAAGAAGCCCCUUCCGGGCUCCGAAACCACGUGUGUCCGUCCUCGCUUUCCCCACGGAACGGCCGGGAGAAGCGGAACCCGGAACCGGUUGGUGAACGGACGGCACAGGAAACGCUCAGCGGCACGGCGCACAGGUCGCCUUUGGAGAUUCCCGGAGCUUUGACUGAGAGUUCCGGCGAUGCGUUCAGGCCGGAGCCUUCUCGUGAGGAAACGACUCCGAAUGGAACGGUCAGAGAGGCGCGUGCCAAAACGCCUCGCACUUCGACUUCGAAACCUUUCGUCGAGCCCCGGUCAAAACAGUCGACCGCGAAUCCGCCGACGCUCUCGACAGAGGGCCAACCGGGCUUGAGCCCAGUCCUCUCUCCAAGAUUGCAAAACGAAGCUAACGGAUUCUCACCGGAACCCCACCGGAACCUCAACGGAACUCCGGUCGAAGCACCGCCAGUCCUGUCGCCCCGGAGGUUACAAGUCGAAGCCAACGGAAUCCCAGCGGAACCCCACCGGAACCAGAACGGAAAUCCAGCCGACGCACCGCCCGUCCUUUCGCCCCGGGGCGUCACCAGCCCGCGUCGGAAAUCCGUCUCAAGAAAUAAAACUCCAGGGGAAUUAGUCGUGGUGAACUGGGACGCCAUCGGAAAAGAGGGAACCGUUCAUCUGAUCCGCGCUAUGCAAUCGACGGCUCCCGUGCUCGCAGUAACGGCCCAUCUAAAAGACGGUGCGCGGGAAGCCGCCCUCCAAGCCGGGUGCGUGGAAGUUCUAGGGUGGCCGUUGCGCGAGCUCCCGGUGGUAACGGCCGUCCAGAAAGCGCUCGGCAUGGAAGUGGUCGGGAAACGGCGGCAAUCGGUGGCGGCGAAGUAUUUGGAAGGGAGGAAAGCGCUGGUUGUGGACGAUAACCAGAUCAACAGAAAGCUGGCGGGGCGGAUCUUGGAAGGGCAGGGGUGCAAAGUGGUGUUUGCGGCGAGCGGCGCGGAGGCGCUGGAGCGAGUGCGGGAGGCGCACGUUGCGGGCGAGGGGUUCGACAUUGUGCUGAUGGAUUUGCAGAUGCCGGAAAUGGACGGCUACGAAGCGGUGCAGAAGAUACGAGCCAUGGAGGCCGCCUGGCUCGAGGGAACGCCCGCCGAGAGCCCCGACUCCGACAAAGAGAACAGUAUCGCAGAUAACGAACAAGUAGCCGACGGUCCACAAAAAGCGUCGUCCCCUGGUGACAGAUCACUGCAAAUUGUUAAAAGGUCCAGUUCGCUGACGUCACCACAGGCUGAUGUCGCUCAGUCGGGCGUUGUACAGAGAUCAAAGUCGUUGGACUCGAGAAGGCAUAGGAGGAUGAGCAUUGUUGCGGUCAGCGCGGAUGUAAAGAAGGGGGUGAAAGAGCGGUGCCUUGAGGUGGGUAUGACGGCGUAUAUGUCGAAACCAUUCUCGCAGGUUCGGUUGCGAGAAGUUCUCCUCUCUGUGUUGGAGUAGGAACCGAUCCGAAGAGAAGCUGCUCCAAAAUACUCCGUGCCAUAUUAUCAAGUCUGAGUACAGGUAAUGAUAGAUUGACUGCAUCAAUUGCACCGUCGCCGGUAAUCAGUAAUAACGUUAGAAUCCGGACUCUCUGUAGUGGGAGCCUGCAGGCUGUCGAUCAGGCAGCACUUGUGCAGAAAGCGGGCGCAGAAAAGCGCGGACUCCCAGAAGCUAGGGCGCAUCAGUUGUCAUGAUAGUCAAGCCCGACAUUAAAGUCCUGAAUGAUGCACCCACAGACAAGUGUACGGCUAGCUGGAAGAUAGCUCUCUGUCGUAGAGAAUCCCGUACGGACUGUUACACACUCGCCGUCGAGCUGUCAUUGCGAUCAGCACAGCUCCAUCGCAACUUUGACGAACAACGCAACGUAGAGUACUGAACUUCAUAGACGUUUGCCUGACUCGGCCAGCCUAAGGAGAUCAUUCAUUGACAUCAAAGCUCUGCUUAAGUUGUUUGAGAAUGAUGCGAAUAUGCAAUUAGGACUUCCUUGAAUUGAUCGAUCACCACUGUACAUUUAAAAGCUAGGCUAUACCGUCCCCGA
Molecule: messenger RNA, 4751 nt
Organism: Klebsormidium nitens
Lineage: Eukaryota; Viridiplantae; Streptophyta; Klebsormidiophyceae; Klebsormidiales; Klebsormidiaceae
Source: the annotation of a GenBank genome assembly